GUUACGCACUCACCGAGUCGGAGCAAGCCGCACGAUUCGGCACUGGGAGCUGGAACCAUGAUGCUGGAUCUCGGUCCGUUCUCCGAUGAGAACUUCGACCGUAAGAAGUGGGUGAAACUCGGCGUGCCAGAGUCGCCACCCGCAAGACUCAGUCGACAAGCACCUCGUGGAUCUAGAGAUGAAAAUCCAGAUGGUCUCGGAAGAGAGUGUGGAAAGGUCAGGAAGAGAAAGAGAAGCUUCUGGAAGCACGUUGGGGUUGGGCUGAGAGCCUGAGACUGAUGGCUUAUGGAAUAGUUCUUUUUUUUUUUUUUUGGUUGCCUUUCUCUUCCUUUGGUUGUAGUUUAAUUUCAAGGCCGGCCAUUGAUUCAAAUGACCAAUGCAAUAGGAAUAGGACCAAGUAACAGUUCACAUUCUUUCUGAACAUAGUUUGGAUUUGAAGGAUUACCAGUAAAGAGACCAGCAAAUGAAAUAUGUUGAAAAUUUGAAAUGUAGAUAAAAUUCCUUAAAACAUUGCCUGAUUGGCAGAAGCAUCCACAAUUCCAGAGGCCGAUAAGGCAAGCUGAACUGACUACAGGGUUUCAGGCUUCCUAGUCAAAUGUAGGCCGGGUAAUCUAGCAAGCAAGACAACAAACAACAAAAUAUGGACAUUACAUCAAACACAUUACUAUUUCAUCGAACAACCUUAUACCAGUAAAGAAGUAUAUAUACUAAUUCUACUUGCCAGCCAAGGAGACAUUCAUUAGUAUUAAUCAACAGGCCAAGAGUUUUGGCGAUUUCUUUAGGCUCUUCAAAUAGCUGGGAAUUCUGGUUGUUGUAUGAUAAAGAUUGAGGUUGAUAUCAAUCUAAUUCUAGUGAGCAUCUUCAUUCUCUUUUUAUUCUGAUCAACCGUUGCAAAGAGGAUGACAAAUUCAAACCCGGCAACUCAAUAUUCGUUUCCACGUGCAAAAACUGGUCAAUAAAGGAAACAUAUUUUGGGCUUCCUGCCAAGUCUCUCGAACUGAUUAACUAGUUUCGUAUGUCUUGAAAUAACAUGGGACAUAUGAACUAUGUUUCAUAGGUCUGCUAAUAGUGUGACAUAUGAACUCUGUUUUCAUUUUGUGACAUAAUUUUCUCUACCAUGGGAUGGAAAAUUUAUGCAAGAGACUUUUCCAGGACUUUUGUGGUGAAUUUGGUCAUGUACUUCCAAAUCAAUCGACAUUGUUCCGUUGGAAAGGCAAGAACAGUAUUUUUGGAAGCAAGUCAACACUGCUUGUUCGUUACUUCAAACUAAUUUCAGCCAAGCAAAGUGUCUGAUGCAGAUUACCAUAUCUCCAAUCCUAUAAGUUAAUUUGUCAGACCUCAAAUGGAACUCACAAAUCUUCACAACCCCUUAACCAAUUCAAAAUGACCUCAUCAUACUUUCUUUCCAGUGUACUAGCACUAAUACUAGUACUAGCUAUUUCUUUUGUUUGUUGCUGCAGCUCCAUGGCCUCAACCAUGGACAGCAAAAGGUCAGCACUCAGAGGAGGAAACGAGACAGAUAGGCUGGCGUUGCUUGCCAUUAAAGCUCAAAUACACCAAGAUCCUAAUCUUCCGGUCAUGAGCUCGUGGAAUGAGUCCAAUCAUUUUUGCAUGUGGCAUGGUGUCACCUGCAGCCGACGCCAUCUUCAGAGGGUCAUUAAGCUGAAUCUGACCUCCCUGAAAUUGUCCGGGUCCAUAUCUCCUCACAUAGGAAACCUGAGCUUCCUAAGGGAUCUACGCCUCUAUAAUAAUAACUUCACCAACAAAAUCCCUCCAGAAAUUGGGCACUUGCGGAGGUUGCGGAUAUUAGGUCUACCGAACAAUUCACUCAGUGGUCCUAUUCCUGCCAAUAUCUCCAAUUGCUUCAACCUCAUUAUUCUUGAUGUCUCUCACAACAUGCUGGUAGGUAACAUUCCUUCAGAACUUGGUUCCUUUUCCAAGCUUGAGUACCUUGAUAUGCAUGUUAAUUAUCUAACAGGAGAGGUACCUCCUUCCUUGGGUAACCUUUCUAGUCUUGGCAUACUUGCUGCUUAUGGUAAUAACUUGGUGGGAACUAUUCCUAGUUCUCUAGGCCAACUGAAAAAAUUAAAACAUUUUGCAUUGCACUUAAAUAGGCUGUCUGGUACCAUCCCUCCCUCCAUCUAUAACAUCUCUAGUCUCCUUAGUUUUUCCAUGGGAUUUAACCAAAUUCAAGGGAGCAUUCCCCCAACCUUGUUCAGAAUCCUUUUGAAUCUCCAAUUUUUUAGCAUUAGCCAAAAUCAGUUUACUGGAUCACUUCCUCUGUCAAUAAGCAAUGCCACUAAUUUAGCAGUCUUUCAGGCUUCGGGUAAUAAACUAACCGGGCAAGUGCCAAAUUUACAAAAGCUUCGUAGCCUUGUGAAAUUCUAUAUUGCCGGUAAUCACCUCGGAAGUGGCAGUGAUGGGGACUUAAGUUUUUUCUCAGGCUUGACCAAUGCUACACAGUUGGAGUUGUUACAUAUAGCAUCCAACAAUUUCGGAGGGACGUUGCCCACAUCAAUAUCCAAUCUAUCAACCAACCUUGCAGUUCUCGAUGUUUACGAAAACCAAUUACAUGGAAGCAUCCCUGCAGGGAUAGGAAAUCUGGUCAACAUGAAACAAUUGGGUUUGUUUGGUAACAUGUUCACAGGUAAUAUUCCCACUGACAUCGGGAAACUUUCAGGUCUUGGGAGAUUGGGUUUUCAUAACAACAGAUUAUCAGGGAGCCUCCCAUCCUCUCUAGGAAAUCUGACAUCAUUAUUUCUUCUCGACUUGCAAGGAAAUAAUUUUAAUGGCACCAUCCCUACAAGCCUUGGGGAAUGCCAUUCAUUGUUGCUGUUGGAUCUUUCUCGCAAUAAUCUUGGUGGUAGUAUACCUCCACAAGUUAUUGGCCUUCCCUCCUUAUCAAUAUAUAUGGACUUAUCUGAAAAUAGUCUCAGCGGUUCCCUUCCCUUGGAGGUAGGAAAGUUAAAAAAUCUAGGCGGGUUGAAUGUCUCAAAUAAUAUGUUAUCAGGAAAACUUCCCAGUAGCCUUGGUAGCUGUGCGAUUUUAGAAGUUCUGGUCUUGCAAGGAAACUUCUUCGACGGCCCCAUUCCUCCGGCUAUGGCCUCCUUGAGAGGGAUUCAAGAGUUAGAUCUUUCGCGCAACAAUCUCACCGGUGAAAUUCCUGAAUUUCUGGCGGAGUUUAGAGUCUUGAAGCAACUUAACCUGUCUUUCAACGACUUGUGGGGUGCAGUACCAGUGGAAGGUGUCUUUAACAGUGCAAGUGCCACUUCAGUUGUUGGAAACACAAGGCUCUGCGGAGGUAUUUCUGAUCUCCACCUUCCAAAGUGCAAGUCUAAAGAAUCGAGGUCUCCUAGCGUGAAACUAACGAUCUCAUUAAUAUCCGCAUUCACUCUUCUUGGAAUAGCUAUGCUGCUGACAUUUCUGUUUCUUUGUUUCUCCAAAAAGAAAAGCAAAGCAACUUCAUCAAGCACGUUGGCGGACUCUAUUUUGCAAGUGUCAUAUAAUACUCUCUUGAAAGCUACUGAUGGCUUCUCUGUAACAAAUUUGAUUGGUGCGGGUAGUUUUGGGUCUGUCUACAAAGGAGUUCUCGGUGAAGAUGGAGCUCAGGUUGUUGCUGUGAAGGUGUUUAACAUGUUACGCCGGGGAGCUUCCAAGAGUUUCCUAGCCGAAUGUGACGCACUCCGAAAUAUCAGACAUCGAAAUCUAGUCCCGAUUUUAACUGCAUGUUCGAGUGUUGACUCUCGUGGUAAUGAUUUCAAGGCUUUGGUUUAUGAGUUCAUGGAGAAGGGGAGCUUAGAGGAGUGGCUGCAUCCAAAUAUUGGGGCAGAAGACGCACCGAUGAAUUUAAGUCUUGUUCAGAGGCUAAACAUUGCCAUUGACGUUGCUUGUGGACUGGAUUAUCUUCAUCAUCAUUGCGAAACACCAAUAGUUCAUUGUGAUCUCAAGCCGAGCAAUGUUCUUUUGGACAAUAACUUGACUGGACAUGUUGCUGACUUUGGAUUAGCUAGAUUCCUCUCAAGACUAGCCCAUAACGUUACAGCAAAUCAAUCAAGUUCCAUAGGAAUAAGAGGGACUGUUGGUUAUGCUGCUCCAGAGUACGGAAUGGGAAGUGAGGUGUCAACAUCUGGAGAUGCCUACGGCUUCGGCAUUCUCUUGUUAGAGAUGUUUACAGGAAAGAGACCCACUGACCACAUGUUUGUGGACGGUUUGAACCUUCACAAGUUUGUGAAGAUGGCCUUCCGCGAGCGAGUUUUAGAGAUUGCAGAUUCAUCACUUGUUCAAGUAAGAAAUCCCAGCCAGAGCCCCAAUGAUGCUGAUCUUGAAGAAUGCUUGAGUUCAAUACUGGGAAUUGGAGUUGCAUGCUCUGUGGAAUCCCCAACAGAUCGAAAGAAUAUCGGUGAUGCUGUAUCUGAACUGAAAACCAUUCGAGCCACUCUUGUUGGAUAGAAACUUUGCCAAUGUUUUCUUAUGGAUUUCACUGCUAAUCAUGUUUUUAUGUCUUGUUGCUGCUAUUAUGCAUGAAAAAUGUUUAGGUAAAAUACUAUACUACAUCUUGUAUUUUGUCUUGGGCCUUGAACUAGAGGACUUGGCUUCA
Messenger RNA from Rosa chinensis, 4597 nucleotides. Its product is annotated as probable LRR receptor-like serine/threonine-protein kinase At3g47570. Gene Ontology annotation, molecular function: protein kinase activity; protein binding; ATP binding. The record is from RefSeq and is a predicted model, not a curated record. Lineage: Eukaryota; Viridiplantae; Streptophyta; Magnoliopsida; Rosales; Rosaceae. Gene Ontology annotation, biological process: hormone-mediated signaling pathway; protein phosphorylation. Gene Ontology annotation, cellular component: plasma membrane. The coding region runs from base 1384 to 4449 and encodes 1021 amino acids. The transcript has 2 exons.